AUGCUUGACCGUGUGGAACUUUGGUCGUAUGCAGCUUAUGGCAUUGUAUGGAAAGCAAUUGAUCGCAGGACAGGAGAAAUAGUUGCUGUUAAAAAGAUUUUUGAUGCUUUCAGGAACAGAACAGAUGCUCAGAGAACAUUUCGAGAGAUUAUGUUCCUGCAGGCAUUUGGAGAACAUCCAAAUAUCAUCAAGCUGCUUGAUGUUAUCAGAGCUCAGAAUGACAAGGACAUCUACCUCAUCUUUGAGUCCAUGGAGACAGAUUUACAUGCUGUGAUUAAGAAGGGGAAUUUGCUGAAAGAUAUCCACAAGUGCUACAUUCUCUACCAACUCCUGAAGGCAACUAAAUUCAUCCACUCAGGAAAUGUUAUUCACAGAGAUCAGAAGCCUUCAAAUAUCUUGCUGGAUACAGACUGCUUUGUUAAACUUUGUGAUUUUGGGCUGGCCCGUUCUUUAUGUCAGAUGAAUGAGGACCAAGGCAACCCUGCUCUAACAGAAUAUGUGGCAACACGCUGGUACCGAGCCCCCGAGAUCUUACUUUCCUCUCAGAGUUACACUAAAGGUGUAGACAUGUGGAGCAUUGGCUGUAUUCUGGGAGAGCUGCUACUUGGGAAACCUCUUUUUCCUGGAACAUCAACAAUGAAUCAAAUAGAGCAGAUCUUGAGGGUCAUUCCUGCCCCAUCCCCAGAAGAUAUUUUGGCUAUGCAGUCAGAUUACAGGGCCUCAGUUAUUAACCGCUUGAGUUCCCGGCAGCGAGUAACAUUUGAGGAGAUUUUACCAUCCUCUACUCCAUUGCCUGCUUUGGAUCUUCUGAAGAAACUUUUAGUAUUUAACCCUGAUAAACGACUUACAGCAGAGGAGGCUCUGCAGCAUCCUUAUGUGAAAAGGUUUCAUUGUCCUGCCAGGGAGCCCUCUCUGGAUUAUGAUGUGGUUCUUCCUUUAGGUGAUGAUAUCCAGCUGUCUGUGGCAGAAUAUCGAAAUAAAUUAUAUGAGGAACCAUUUAUUACACAAGUGUGGAACCAUGUAUUCCACAAUAUGAAAUUGUGGAGAUGGCUGCAUGUGCAGAUGUACAAACAAUGCGUUUUGAAGAAUCCAAGAAAUACUCAGUUUCCCAGCAAAGGUAUUCAUCCCCUCCUGAAGUCCAGUAAAAAGAUGUUCCAGGUUACUGCAAAUACGGGAGCUGCUGGUGAUCCAAAAGCAUCAAUGGGCAGUUACUCCCAGGCCUAUGGAACCAUAUGUAAAUCUGCACUCCAGAGUCUUCCAAUAUCAAAGUCCUCCCAACAACAUGAGCAGUGAAUAUGGAAGUGUUCUAACCAGGUGAAGUACAGCUCAUGUCAUCAGCACCCUAACUGAGCCAGUAACAGCAAGUGAGAGCAAAAUAGUACAGGCAUUUGACAGUUACCCAGCUGAAGGGAAUUGCUUUAUUCAUUGCAUGGAACAAUGUACUACUUUCCUCUGGACAAACCAACAGGAAAGAGAACCUAAAUCCUUUUGCCUUCCACUCUUACCAGACAUGCUAUUUGGUCCCAUACCAUGAGAACAAUGAAUACUGUCAGUUCAUAUUCCUCAUUUGAAUUAUUGCAAAAAAUUACAGAAAACUGAAAUAGUCUGUUAUUUGAAUGUAUUUAGACAUAGUCA
This is a messenger RNA of Egretta garzetta (little egret), 1635 nucleotides long. RefSeq names its product mitogen-activated protein kinase 15 (gene MAPK15). Lineage: Eukaryota; Metazoa; Chordata; Aves; Pelecaniformes; Ardeidae. Gene Ontology annotation, cellular component: cytoplasm; nucleus. The transcript has 12 exons. Gene Ontology annotation, biological process: protein phosphorylation; intracellular signal transduction. The record is from RefSeq and is a predicted model, not a curated record. The coding region runs from base 1 to 1293 and encodes 430 amino acids. Gene Ontology annotation, molecular function: MAP kinase activity; ATP binding.